This is a messenger RNA of Lachancea thermotolerans CBS 6340, 327 nucleotides long. RefSeq names its product mitochondrial 37S ribosomal protein mS33 (gene RSM27). Lineage: Eukaryota; Fungi; Ascomycota; Saccharomycetes; Saccharomycetales; Saccharomycetaceae. Gene Ontology annotation, cellular component: mitochondrion. The coding region runs from base 1 to 327 and encodes 108 amino acids. The transcript has a single exon. The record is from RefSeq and is a predicted model, not a curated record.
AUGUCGAUCCCCAAAAGCAGGCUUUUGAAGAUUGCCAACCUAUCGGCCAAAAUAUUUGAUGAGAACUUUAACCCAACUGCCACGAGAACAGGCAGCAAGAUCCUCUCAAAAAGACUAAAAGGCCCAUCCAUAGUCGGCUACUACGGGAACCCAGACUUUUUAAAGUUCAAGCAUUUGAAGACUUUGUAUCCAGGCUUCAGCUUUGUUGACCAGCAAGAGGAGUAUAGACUGCUGAUGAACGAGGCAAGGAAGCGUAGAGGCAAGGGUGCUCCAGCAAAGAAAAAGGAAGCUAGUAAGGAUAAAAGCAAGACAAAAAAGAGAAAGUGA